Messenger RNA from Drosophila subpulchrella, 598 nucleotides. Its product is annotated as E3 ubiquitin-protein ligase RNF125-like. Bases 81 to 404 code for a protein of 107 amino acids. The record is from RefSeq and is a predicted model, not a curated record. Lineage: Eukaryota; Metazoa; Arthropoda; Insecta; Diptera; Drosophilidae. The transcript is spliced from 2 exons.
UCCUACCUCAGAAUUGUACGUUUAUAUACGAACAGCGUGUUUUGGUAUACCAGGCAGUUAGUAAUAUUGAAAGUGAAGAAAUGUUUUCAUACUUGCGAAGUCUUCUGGGCUUCCUGCCCAUUAAAAAGGAGAGCACACGCCGCGCAGCCGACGGAAUUGAGCCGGAAGCGAUCAUCGACUUGACCGAAGAGGUAGUCCCCAUCACCAGGCAACUGGUCGAUGAGAACAUGGACCCCUACGAGUGCCCGGUUUGCUUUGACUCACCCAACGAGCCGGUGGCCACCCGGUGUGGGCACGUCUUUUGCAAGGAAUGUCUGAUCAGUGCACUGGAGCCAUCAAAACUCUGUCCCAAGUGCCGGGAAACCGUGACCAGUUUCGUUCGCUUGUAUACUUAUCUACCUUAAAAUAUUGUUUUUCAUGUUUAAAGUUGUUUUUGAAUUCGAUGCUGUCGGUCCACUUCAGACGCGGACAGUAGAAGAUGAAAUCGCAAUGAAAUAAACCAAACCAAAGCAUUAGGAUCACUAGCCGAAUUUUGGGAAUUCCGACUUUAAAUUUCUUAGGAGGACAUUUGGGAGCUUAAUUAGAUACUGAAGGUAGG